GGACUUCUUCUAGCACACGGUUAGUUGCCUGCCCGGAAGACAGAAACACAACCCGCUGAAGAAAUGUGGAGACGCGCUGUGUGGAGGCUGUGAUCCUAGCCGGCACCCAGGAGACUCCCAGAGAGCCACUGCAGCCUCUCCUCUAAACUUCAUCAUGAAAAGGAGGAAGCCCAAACUGAAGUGAGUUUAAAACCUCGUCUCCAACAGCGGGUUGUGGCCCAGCCCUGAGUUGAGCACAAUGAAGAAGAACAACAGAAAGUCAGUUAAUGAGCAAGAUGCCCUUUGUGAUCCAGGAAAUCUUCAAAAUAUGUUGGACAAAGGAGAGUAUGCCCCUUUUGUGUCUCCUCCCAUGUUAGAGAGCAAUUUUAUUCAAGUCAGCAGGAGAGGUGAAUCCAUUUACCUUCAUAACCGAGCCAACUGGGUGACCGUGGGCAUCUGUUCUUCCGGUUCCACCAAGAAGACCCCCAAUGUGAUGCUGCUGGCACAUCUGACACCUGCUGCCCAAAAAGAUACAGAUGGCUCAGAAUCCCUGUUUGAAAGCCUCCUGACAUGUCCUUCGACAGAGAAACUGGUGCUUACCAGGUUUAUCCCUCUGCAGUUUGUGACUCUUUCUGUGCAUGACGCUGAGAAUAUGCGCCUCAAAGUCAAGCUGGUGAGUGGCCGAGCCUACUACCUGCAGCUCUGUGCCCCUGCGGACAAGCAGGACGCCUUAUUUUCUCAGUGGACAGACCUCAUCUCCCUCUUGAAUCAGGAGAAAGCCAAGGCUUGCAAGGUGUCAGAGGUCUCGAGUGUCUCAGAAAUCACCACCAGCACAGGAGUCACAGACUCCGUGGACAUCAUGGACAUUGCGGCAUUCUCCGCUGUGGCGAGCCAACGUGUGUACCCGUAUGCAGAUGUCGUGCACGUUGUGGAGAGCAUAGAUUUCUCCGAACUCACCGUUGUCACUGAUAUCACCGAUGUCACCGAUGUUCCAGAAAAUGAGACCCCCGAUGUCCCUGAGAUAAGAAUUGUAACGGAGGUCACGGAGCUCACAGACCACACUGAGGUCACAAGCUGCUCAGGGGUCAUGGUGGUAUUUGAAAAUGAUGACAUCAUCAAGGCCAAGCAAGAGGAAAAGGAUAAAACAGAAAAUGUUCUGAAGCCUGGGUGUCUGCGUGAUACAAAAAGUAAAAAUGAGUGCAGAGUAUCCCCAAAACGUGUCACCAUCUCAAACAUAACACUGACUUUCCAAGGCGAAAGGUGUUUCCAAACUACUUUGACUCCUCUAGAAAGUGAAGCAAACACAUCCAAAGAAGUGUAUCAUAAAACCUCUUCGGAGAAGAUAGCUGAUUUUAAAAACCGGGUUCUCAAGUCUGUCAGCUCCAGGAAUGUAAGAACUGAUUCAGCCACUUCAGGCUUGUACAGUUUUGCAAUUUUUCCCCUGAUUACCAUUUCUGUCCCCCUUUUCACUCUCCUGUAAAUCACUUUUCCCUUUUCACACUCUCACCCUUACUGUAUUUGACCUCCAAGAAAAACAAAGGUUAGUCUAAUUUUAAUCACCAAAUCCAUUAAACUUAGUCUGAGUGAAAAAUAAGACUGUAAUUCUGCUUUCUAUUCUAGACAGAAGCCAGAAUGAUAACUGCUUCCUCCAACAAUAAAAUUAACCCUUAAUGCUAUUAAGGACAUCUGAUUGAAGUUCACCCAGUUCCAGAAUGAUUCUAGGUGGAGACCAUGUUCUUGACUCCUCUUUCAAACCUCUGAGCCGUUUGUGAGAAUUACUCUUUCUCCUUUCUGCCUCAGGUUUGGAUAAAGUGAUGCUUCGAAUGCAGCAUUUUUAUGACUAGGCUAUGCACUUCAAAGGCAGGAUGUAGGUUAAACUUGUCCCUUGAGAUCUGAGUCCAUCUCUCCUUUCUUGACUUAUUUUAUUUUUUUAUUUUUCUAGGCCAUUUGGUCUUUUGUGAUUUAUUUACACUGAUUCAAAAGAUAGAAUUAUCUACAAUCUUAUAGUAUUUUUUUCCAAAAUGGAAAGAAAUGAGACAAAAGAUAUCCAUGAGAAGAAGGGAAAAUCAUUUAAGAAACAUCAGUUUCCAUCCUACCCUCUGCCCCUUCUUUGUUUUCCACCUAUGACAUAUUGCAGAUGAAAUCCGUUAGAAUCCUAGGAAGCCAGAUCCAUUCCUGCUUGUGAGACCCAAGCUAGUAAGAAAAAGGGAGGGAAGUCCCUACAUAGGAAUGGGUUUGUGAAAUCCAACAGUGAGUUCCAUGGGAAACAACAAAAACAAUUGUUACAAAGUGGUUAGAACAUGAUUUGAAGACCCAAAUUAAGUUCUCUCUCCCUCCAUGCUUUUUUUUUCCUCUUCUGCUUUUGGCUUUUUUCUCUGUCUCAUUCCUUUCUAACUAUCCCUCUUCCGUGUCUCCCCUUUCUUUUUCUUUUUCCCUCUGGGCUUUCUCCUUCACAUAAAAUCUUCUGAUUUCCUCAACCUUGU
This is a messenger RNA of Ochotona curzoniae (black-lipped pika), 2462 nucleotides long. It is a transcript of the gene GARIN2, whose product is annotated as family with sequence similarity 71 member D. Lineage: Eukaryota; Metazoa; Chordata; Mammalia; Lagomorpha; Ochotonidae. Bases 239 to 1459 code for a protein of 406 amino acids. Gene Ontology annotation, cellular component: nucleus. The record is from RefSeq and is a predicted model, not a curated record. The transcript is spliced from 8 exons.